AAUGGCCGGGUGUAUCGCCGCCACCAACGCGAGCCCAUGGAGUACGUCCGUGCCGGUGUACGUUCCGGGAGUGAUCUCUCCGUCGCAAGCCGCCUUCUACAACGACGGCCCCUCCGCCACUCCCGGGUGCGUGACGCCUAACUUGUCGCCGCACUACCAGGAUGCGCUGCCGCACGGCGGCUUCAACCCCAACAACCUCUACUCCCCGGCGUACGAGCAGCGCGAGCCAGGACCCGGUCCGGACGGCGACCCUUUCACCGGCCGCAGGGGUCCGCUCGAAUACGACGGCGCCGGUGCUGAGGAGGACGACGGGGUUGAGGAGGAGGACGACGAGGAAGAGGACGGGGUGGAGGACGACGAGAAGGACGACGAUGAG
Messenger RNA from Lolium perenne, 376 nucleotides. RefSeq lists its product as uncharacterized. Lineage: Eukaryota; Viridiplantae; Streptophyta; Magnoliopsida; Poales; Poaceae. The record is from RefSeq and is a predicted model, not a curated record.